CACUUCUCACCAAAACAAAACGGGAGGCAGCAUUCUCUGUGACCAGCGGGAGCACACCACGUCCGAUCAUAAUGCUAAACAGAUAGGAAGUUAUUGUUCUCAUGAUCUGACUUUGAAAAUAUGAAGGAACGGAAGAAACAAAGGAACUUAAGAUAUCUACAAAUUUUUGUAUGAAAAAGUACAAACAACAGUAAUCAUUUUCUUCCAGACGCCCUCCGGUAAUAGUCACUGACCUUGAUAGUAGGGAAUGACCAGCUUGAGUUCAAUCUCACUUAUAUCACUGCCAACAUUCUCAUAUAUACUAGAUUACAUAUGCCAGUACACAUGUAAUUUACCAGUGUCAGACCCCCAAACUGAUCAUCUGUCCAGAGUAUGUCCAAAAGGUCAAGGUCAGAUAAUUUCCCAGCCAGAAGACAAAAGACUGAUUCAUCUGCUCUUGGUUAUGCUGACCACUCCACAAAGGCCACCUCAUCAUCACCCAGGCUCAAGGUUCAUCCCUACAGCAGAUAUGAGCAAGGGCCAGCUGUCCUCCGCAAACCCAUGUUUCUUGGGGACUUUUCCUUGGAUGAGCAGCGGCGCUUCUGUCAUGACCAGCGAAACCUCAGCUUCAUACACAUGGACUGGACUGGUGACAAAAAGGUUCAGUUUGAUCUUAAUGUGGCAAUGGACAAGGUGAUACGGAAGAAUGGGGAGGAGACAAAGAAUGAGAAGCUCGACCGCAUGUUGGAGUGGAUUCUCUCUAACACUGCUAAGUUCCACACAAAGGAGUCAGCUGGCAAAUCACUGCAAUGUCUCUCAACAGAUUUUGUAUGCUUCAGAGGACUGCUCACGCAACUCAUGUGUACUCCUUACGAAAACAGAGAAGGCUGGAUAGUGUGUGCAACAAGAUUCCGUAACACCAUAUACCUGUGUGCCUACGAGACGCCUGAGAGAAAGGCACAGAGAGAGGGUGAGACUGAGAUGCAGAAGACGAUGUGCUCAUGGGGCUACAAGUUUGAGCAGUACAUGAUUGAUGGCAGCAACACUUCUGAGGGAGUGAAUGAAAAUGAAGAGUACUGUGUCAUGAUGCGGUCCCGCCUGCAUGACCACUCCCUUGUGUAUGGGGCAGAAGUAGAUGGGGCUGACCCAGCUCUCUACAAGACUCCUCAUGGUGAUCUUGGAGCAUUUGUGGAACUUAAGACCAGCAAGGAAGUGACAUCAGAGCGAGAACACCGAACACUGCACAAAUUCAAGAUGAUGAAGUGGUGGGGUCAGUCGCACCUGGUAGGCAUUCCCAGGGUGGUGUGUGGUUUCCGUGACACCUCAGGGAUCAUCCACACCCUCAGAACUUACCACGUGCAGGAGAUCCCCAAGCUAUCUCAGGAUUACUGGAAAUCAGAUAAUAUGCUGAAAUUCUUGAGGUACUUCCUUGAUUUUGUGAAAAGAAGUGUGCUGAUGGAUGACCCACAGUGCAUUUACAAGUUUGAGAGGUUCCCUGGGGGUGACAUAACCUGUACCUACCUGGGUCAUGAUCCAAAGUGGGCUUUUUUACCUGAAUGGUAUUACAAGAAGGUGUUCAAUUCUUAAAAUAAUUUAAAUGAGCAUCACACAGUGGCAUUGUGGUUCUCUGCUGCCUCACCCUUGCCUGACUUGAUCCUUACUUUCCUUGGUUGUUGGUUGGGAUGUUUGUUACGUCUAUUUGCAACACAUAUGACUUACCUUGACAGAAUGUCAAACACAGUGAUUCUCAAACUGUGUGUUGUGGUACAGAAGUGCGCUGCAACUAUCUCCCAAGUGUGCUGUGUAAUUUUCAUGUAAUGUAAUUCUGUGUAAUUUUCAUUGUGGUUUACACUACAUUAAUUUUCAAAGUCCAAUAAAGUUUGAGAACCUCUGGUCUAUAACAACUCUGGUGGCACAAAUUAAUUUUGGCACAAAAGCAUUGGAAUUAAGAUGAAGAGAUAUUAGAGAAAAUACACAUGAAAUUUUGGAAAAAUAAAGUAUUUUGCAAGGAAGUCACUACUAAGAGUAAAAAGAGCACUUAUCAUAAGUAGCUUUACAGAGGCAUAGUGAUAUACUAGAUAGUAAGAAUCCAUUUGUGAUGAGGUGAGACUGAUGUUCUUAAAAGUUGUCUAAUGAGAAGCAAAACAGAGGGAUAGUAGAACAUUCCUCAAGUCAAGGGUGUCAUAUUAGGAACUAAGAUGAAAAAGGUGAAAAGCAGGAAGACAUCUACAGUAGGCAGGAAGCGUAAUUGUGCAGUAAUAUUUAUUUUAUUUUAUUUUAUUUAUUUUUUUCUGUGCCAGGUAGACCAAUGAAAGCUUAAAAGUAAAUAGAAAAAAUGUUUUACUGUUCCCAUUAUCAUAAAGAUCUGCAAAUCACCAAUUAACAACAUCGUGCCAUUCCUCCAGUCGAUAGGUUUGCCCUCACGCCUCUGACUCACAACCCCAACCAUUCCUUCAUCUUAAGCUGAUAUGUAUUACUGCUCUAUUUCCUACCCUGUUUCCCUCUUUUUUUCAAUUGUGAUCUAGUGCUGUAAGCUGUUUGUUGCCAAGCACUGAUAUGUUGAUAAUUCACUUUGAUUAUUUAGUGCUUAGACAAACCUGCAAUUAUUGAAUUUGCCUUGAAGGAAAUUAUCAUACAAUUUGUGGAAUUACCAGGCAAUUUCCUGGGAUUAAUAUGUUACAUAAUAAGUUGAAUAAAUGAAUACACUGUAAA
Molecule: messenger RNA, 2691 nt
Organism: Scylla paramamosain (green mud crab)
Lineage: Eukaryota; Metazoa; Arthropoda; Malacostraca; Decapoda; Portunidae
Product: decapping and exoribonuclease protein-like
Exons: 8
Coding region: 373-1566 (397 amino acids)
Biological process (GO): NAD-cap decapping; nuclear-transcribed mRNA catabolic process
Cellular component (GO): nucleus; cytosol
Molecular function (GO): mRNA 5'-diphosphatase activity
Source: RefSeq, a predicted model, not a curated record